AUGGCUGCAAUAAAUAUCACAUCAACAAUAAUAAUCAUCUUACAAUUUCUACUUCUAUCAACAAAUUCUUCAAUUCCUCCUCCAUUUACAAUUCUAAAAUGUUUCGAAUCAAUCGAUGCAACUCAUCUCGAACAAUAUCCAAUUAUUCAAUUCAAUGAUAAAAAAUAUCGAAAUCGAUCAGGUGAAAUUACACAAAAUGGAUUGUUGAUAACAACUCAGAAUAUUAGUAGAAAUGAUAUUUUGAAGUUUGGAUAUCCGGUAAGAUUUCGUGUUUGUGGAAGAUUUCUAAUUUUCACAUUUUUCCAGUCCUGCGUAAUUUACACGGCAUUUGAUGAGACAACGGUUUAUACUUGGUUUGGAGCAGUUUCUCAAAAUGUGUUGCCAUUUGAGUGUUAUACCAAUAAUACUCAACCUUAUCCGCCAAAAUCAUGUAAGUUGUCGGCAAGUUUCCGUGUAUCCAAAAUGAAUCUAAAUUUAAAAUUUCGAUAUUCCAAUUGUCAAACUUCUUCAGCCUGAAUCUGAAAUUUUCAAUAUUCAAAUUUAGGUUCAUUUUGAAGCCAUAGAAAUUUUCUACAGAAUUUUGUUCAGUUUUUUCAACCAAGUUUUUUUCCAGCAAGUAUGACAUGCAUCGACAAUGUUCCUUUCCCAUAUUCUCCAAUCAAACAAAACGGUUUACUUUGCUGUUGCACUCAUAAUAAAUGCAACUUCAGACAUCCAACAUAUUAUGCAAAACUUCGAAACAAACAAACAUCUAUGUUGAUGUCAUUUGCAAGAUUUUGGUUCGCAUUGAUCAUUGUCAUUUAUUUUAUGAUGAUUUUCACAUAUAUUUUAGUGACAAUCAAAAGAUUGGUCAAGAAAUUGAAUUGUCGAAAAAGAUCAAAUCGGUUUGACGAUUUGGAUAGUUACGAACCUCGUGAGAUCACGAAAAUGCAUUUAUUAUCAUUGGAAAAUACACAAGAUGUUGAAGAGGUUCCAGAGAUGGAGAAAGCUAGAAAUGAGCCGACUAAAGUUGAUGAGAAUGAGCCACCAAUGAGGACAGCUGAAGUCACACAAGUUCCAGACAAUAAAACGAUGAGAAUUCAAAGUGUUAUGGAUAAAACGAAGACGAAAACCAAGAGCAGCUUGUAUAAAAGUAUCAACAAAAAAUUGAAGCCAAGUUUCUUGUUUAGAAAUCGAAAAAGAAAAUCGGAAAAUGAGCCGGUUUCGACGGAUCGAACUCAAGAGGAUGAUAUUGUGCCACUUCCACCGAAACCGCAAGUUCGAGUUAUUGGAAAUCGUGUGCAGGGAAUUUCGAUGAAUUAUGAUAAUAGUACUUUUUCGGAUUUGGAAUGA
This is a messenger RNA of Caenorhabditis angaria, 1332 nucleotides long. The record is from the annotation of a GenBank genome assembly. NCBI's taxonomy places the organism in Eukaryota, Metazoa, Nematoda, Chromadorea, Rhabditida, Rhabditidae.